AUGUUCAACGCGCAUUGCCUCGGUUUGAUGCGAGAUGCAUGGGAUGCAUGUCGUCACUCGCAGCCUGCUAACAUCUCUUUGUUGCAGCCCGAAUCUUCGCGUCUGCUUGAAGAGGAUCCUUAUCAGGCCGGAUAUGGCUAUGGAGCCCUCAACCAUGCUCAGCAGGCCAGCCAGCCCGACCCGGAAUAUGUGAGGCGUGAGAGAGAAGCGCUGGAAUCCAUUUGCCAGCGGACAUCUGACUCCGUCAUCGAUAUCUGGUCCCUUCAACCACAACCACACCUUCAACCCCACGCAACCCUCCACACUCCCAUUUCUGCAUCCCCUGCUCUGUCACAAAGGACAGGCGGGACAACUCCUGUGACAUCUACCCACCGCACAUCGCCGCCAAGCCGCCCCACCUCCGGUGCGUCAGGCAAUGUCCCAAAACACUGGGGCGAGGUUGUCAUCAACCCAAACAAGAAACGGUCUCGUGCCGACAUCAAGACUGAUACUAAAUCCAGUCAUGAUGUGUUUGGAGUACUGAACGUUACCUAA
Molecule: messenger RNA, 534 nt
Organism: Penicillium paradoxum
Lineage: Eukaryota; Fungi; Ascomycota; Eurotiomycetes; Eurotiales; Aspergillaceae
Product: LAMTOR1/MEH1 family protein
Exons: 2
Coding region: 1-534 (177 amino acids)
Biological process (GO): positive regulation of MAPK cascade; endosomal transport; regulation of receptor recycling
Cellular component (GO): late endosome membrane; Ragulator complex; membrane raft
Source: RefSeq, a predicted model, not a curated record